AUGAAGGGACAGUCAAGAUUCAUCUCCAGCUUAUACCUGCCAGACGAUACAAAGCUCACAGUCCCAUCGAAGUUGCAAUGGGAUGAAGCAAACACCUUGUCAGAAUGUUGGUUGACCCGACAGCACACCCAGGUUGGACCCACAUUGAAGUUCAAGGCCUGGAUUGAUGACAAGGGCAAGAUGCACCCUCCUGUCGGCGAGGAGUCUCAGGAGUCUGAUGGUGAUGCUGACAAUGAGGGCAUGUGGCCCAGGCCAACCAAAACAUCAUCAGCAACCAUGGCACUGCCACCAUUUGACAUUACCAAACGGCAGCCGAGGUUCAUCAAACGAGUUCAUGUCAGCUCCGCCAAUGAAGCAUCUGACAAUACUGAUGCAGAUUUGUCUUGUCCAAAUGUCAACGUGCGCGCUCCCGACCAUGCAAGGAAAGGGGCAAAUGCACAAUACAGUGAGCACAUGGGACACCAGUCAGAUUCAGAUGACUGGCCUCCACCUAAAAUCUUCAGGAAGAGAGUCAGAAUUGAACCUGCCAUCGUCGCACCGAACACAGAUUCGGCAAAUGAAGACCUACUAAUGUUGGGUUCGGCCAGACAAGUCGGCCGUGAUAAGAAAGCAAUUGUCAUGGGGAAAGCCCGGAUGCCCACAGCACAGGAGACCGAGGGAUCAGACGAUGCCAGUGUCGGCCACACUGCAGCAAAGGCCAGGUUGAGACCAGCCACCAAGCAAGACUGGGGCUACCGAAGAUGCUUCACCAGUGGUGGAUCACCAGCCACCGAAGAAGACCAAGGCUACAAGGAACAAAUUCCGAAGAAGAACUGUAUAUCCGAAUUCUUCCGAUACAUCAUGGAACGAAUUUCAACUGAUCCAGCGUUAGAGGCACAGCCCAACUUCGAAUCAGCCGUGUACCGAGGUUGGCUAAAUGCCCUCGUCGCACAAGGCAUAACCAGAGAUGACGCCCUUGCCAAUAUGGCAGAGGGAUGGAGGUUUGAACGCCAAGAGCGAAUCGUCCUUUGGCAGGAACAGGCAGAAGAAGACGCUCGCAUCCUGCAGGAACGCCUGGAGCGUGAGAACACUGAGAAGGAAGCCGAGCAGCUGGAAGAACAACGCAAAGCGGAGAAGAAGAAGCCCAAAAUCAACGACUUCGACGCAGGAGCAAUUGUGGCGGACGUGAUCAUUCCUCGACCAUCACAAUACGCCAUCCAGAAGAUAAAAAGCAUGGAGUACGUAGAACUUUGGUACUUCAGUCCUGACGGCUGCCGUGAAGCCUCCAUCACCUCUAGAUCCACCUCAGACUCAGACGACGCUUUCGGCUUCGCAAAAGUCGACGGCAUGGUCGCCCUCAAGACACUUGCAUCAUUCAAAGCUUCCAGCAAGGCCUUGCAGGACCACGAUUUAUCAUGGUGA
Messenger RNA from Suillus fuscotomentosus, 1401 nucleotides. RefSeq lists its product as uncharacterized. The coding region runs from base 1 to 1401 and encodes 466 amino acids. NCBI's taxonomy places the organism in Eukaryota, Fungi, Basidiomycota, Agaricomycetes, Boletales, Suillaceae. The transcript is spliced from 3 exons. The record is from RefSeq and is a predicted model, not a curated record.